Parnassius apollo (apollo) is the source of this 1314-nucleotide messenger RNA. NCBI's taxonomy places the organism in Eukaryota, Metazoa, Arthropoda, Insecta, Lepidoptera, Papilionidae. The record is from the annotation of a GenBank genome assembly.
AUGUCUAAUCAGCGCUGGAGUAAUUGUUGUUUAUUGGAAGUAGAUAAAAACCUUGAUACAAAACAUUGUGGUUCCAUAGAAUUACUUCGCCCCCUGGUAUCGGACUCUCAUAGCACGGUGCGUCAGUGUGCUGUUGUAGCCGCAGCGAGGCUGGCCGAACACGACGAGGAAGUGGCCCGCCAGUUACUGAACGGGGGCAUGGUCACUACCGCACUAGAAAACCUUCACAAAUAUAAUGUAUACUACAAGAGAUCGGCGUUAUAUUUAAUGAGAGCUAUUGCCAAGCAUAACGAUGAACUUGCCUCUAUGCUUGUACGUCUUGGUGCAUUGGAACAUAUAGUGAAUUGCCUAGAAGACUUUGAUACUCAGGUAAAAGAAAAUGCAGCUUGGGCUUUGGGCUAUAUUGGAAAACAUAACGAACAAUUAGCUGGACAAGUGAUAGACGCUGGAACACUUCCUUUGUUAGUGCUGGCUUUUCAAGAACCCGAAAUAAGUCUUAAACAGAUCACGGCGGGUGCGCUGGUGGAUCUGGCGCAACACAAGCCGGAAGCCGUGGUCGAUGCGGGUGCAAUUUGUCAUUUAGUCCGUGGGCUAGAUAACCAAGACCCUAAAUUGAAGCGUAGCGUGCUGUGUGCACUGAGCGCGGUGGCUGGCGGGCGGGCGGAGCUGGCGGAGCUGGCGGAGGUCGUGGUGGCAGGCGGCGCGCUGCCGCCGGCCCUGCUGCACGCGGCGCACCACGCUGCACCCGUACGCCGCGCUGCUGCCUGCCUGCUUAGAGACAUCGUUAAACACUCCAUUGAUUUGGCGCAAUUAGUCGUUAACACUGGAGGAUGUGGUCCACUAGUAGAGUUGCUGGCUGAAAAUACCGGAGGUUCGCGCGUACCAGCUUGUAUGGCGCUUGGCUUCAUUGCAGGACAAUCAGAUCAACUAGCCAUGGCAGUUAUCGAAUCAAAGGCAGUUCCAUCUCUAGUGGAGAUUCUCCAGAAUAACGAAGCAGAGGAAGCUGAAAUUUGUGCAGCCGCUUGGACUUUAGGUCACAUUGCUAAACAUUCUCCUCAACAUAGUCUAGCAGUAGCUGUUGCUAACGCUUUCCCAAGAUUGUUGCAGUUAUACACCGAUCCAAAAUCAUCUGGAGAAAUGAGAGCUCGAGCAUUGUGUUGCUUGAAACAGUCAUUACAAUGCUGUCUACAUAGACCUGCACUUGAGCCACUUCUACAUGCAGCUCCUGCUUGUGUAUUGAAAUAUGUACUGGCUCAAUAUGCCAAGGUAAACAUAUUGAUAUUGAUUUUAAUAAUAUGUAGUGCUAGUAGUUGA